AUGGGUCAAGGACACUCGACCCCACGACCGGGCACGGAGUUCCGCGUCAUUGGUGCCGGCAUGUCCCGGACCGGCACUAAGACCUUCGCCCAAGCCCUGACAACGCUUAUAGGGCCUGUCCAUGAUGGCGGCGCCCAAGGGCUUGUUGGGACCGCGGAGCAGCGGGAACAGUGGCUCCAGGUUAUGAGGCUGGUGACCAAGGAGGAUAAAUCGCUGGCCGAGAAGAAACGGCUAGAGUGGCUAUUGGCCGAGCUCAUGGAUGGUUAUUCGGCGAGCGCGCAGACGAUUUCUGCCCUCGUCGACCGGCCACACUUGCCAUUCUUUGCCCGGCCAUUGCCCGUGCUAAACUCAUUCGUCAAGUGGGGACCACUUAUCGAGAAGACAUGCGUGUCACGUCUGGGCGUCAAAGGCUUCCAAGGCCCCGAAGUGCUCGAGACGCAUGAGGCGUUCCUCCGCAGGGUCGUGCCGUCGGAGCGCCUCUUUUUCUACAGGGUCCGUGACGGCUGGGGACCUUUGUGUGAGAUGCUAAAGGUGCCGGUCCCAACGCAUCCAUUCCCCUAUAACAAUAAACCCGAGGACGUUAGGGCGGUCAAGCGGUUCGUCAUCGUGGCUGGCUCCGUGGCGUGGGGCAUAAUCUUCAGCGGUGCUUUUAGCUGUACCUGGUAUGCAUGGAGAUUGUGGUCAAACUUGCAGAGGCAAUGGUAA
Molecule: messenger RNA, 705 nt
Organism: Diaporthe citri
Lineage: Eukaryota; Fungi; Ascomycota; Sordariomycetes; Diaporthales; Diaporthaceae
Exons: 5
Coding region: 1-705 (234 amino acids)
Source: RefSeq, a predicted model, not a curated record